GCAGGAUGAUUGGAAAAAGAAAGAAGCUGAAGGAGAGUUUGUUCCAGGUCGGAUGGAUGAUGCUCUUUCACGUGCUUUGCAGAGGAAAGACCGACCUGGGCGUGUGCUAACAGCUGGGUGUAGCAUUGGGAUUACAUCUGUUUGGGGAGAUCCUGAUCGGAGGAGUAGUGCCUCCAAGGGUAAGGGCAUGGAUGAUGAGGAGAUUCAGGCAUUGGAGGCUAGAGUGAGUCAAAGAGUUAGAGAGCAGACUAUUGAAGAGAUGAACUCGAAGAUAGAUGAUAUGGUGACGCAAAGGUUUAUGGCUUAUGCGACGCAAAUGGGUUUUCCAUUACCGACUCCUUCCACUCCAGUCGUUCCUAGUAGCUGUCAAUCGGGGGGCAAUGAUCCAUUUGCGGAUUUGCAGAGUCAAGUUCCAUGUCGCUUGGCAAUAGCGGAUGUCUCGGGACCGAUCAUUGUAGCUGUGGGUACCGUUCAUCCACGACAGGAGUCAUCAUCACACGCUACGACGGCCAUGAGAGUGAGUGUUGAUGAGUAUUAUGUGGAUUACGCAGAUGUUCCAGUUCCACUCUCUACUCCAUUCAUCACGAAACUCAGUCAAGCCGAGGGUUCUGUCAUAGAAUGGCCUAAAGAGUUGAUAUUUCUAGUUUCAGAUAAUCAGGUAACUUAUGUUUAG
Molecule: messenger RNA, 673 nt
Organism: Beta vulgaris subsp. vulgaris (sugar beet)
Lineage: Eukaryota; Viridiplantae; Streptophyta; Magnoliopsida; Caryophyllales; Amaranthaceae
Exons: 2
Coding region: 53-673 (206 amino acids)
Source: RefSeq, a predicted model, not a curated record